Messenger RNA from Hirundo rustica (Barn swallow), 3485 nucleotides. RefSeq lists its product as uncharacterized. The transcript is spliced from 6 exons. The coding region runs from base 2050 to 2775 and encodes 241 amino acids. The record is from RefSeq and is a predicted model, not a curated record. NCBI's taxonomy places the organism in Eukaryota, Metazoa, Chordata, Aves, Passeriformes, Hirundinidae.
UAAGGGAGGUGCUCUGGCCUCGAGGGCUGUGCCCCCAUCGGGGUCCCGGGGCGGCCGCCUCCUGCAGGUGCUCUGCCUCAGGGAGCCCGGGACUCUGCCAGUGUCACCAGCGCCUCCUCCUCGGUGUCACCAGCACCAGGUGCUCUUCCGUGCCCAGCUCCGUCAGGACUCAGGGGCCUCAGAUCAAUGGCUUGAGCCCCGUCAUCCCCACAGUGCUGUGAAGUUCGGGCCGAGGGCAGGAUCGCUUUUGGCGAGCCUGCGGAGGGCAGAGCACCACGCCACCCGAGGAAGAGCCUCUGUAAAGCCACUACUGAUUGAAAACAGCACUUCUCACUUCUCUCCUCAUCCUCCCCAACAUCGCACGGGAGGCUCCUCGCCGGCUUCCAGCAGUUGGGAGAGCAAGAGCUUGGUGGCACCUUCUGUAUUUCUCUGGCUCACUUCAAGGGAGUGGGGACCUCCUGAGGAACUCUGCAGCCUCCUUGUUGCUGUGGACAUUGUGUACUCCCUGGGGUAGCUGCUUCUGACACGGGGCACCCUGUGAUUAACAGCAGCAUUGUCAUUUCCUGCUCUCUCUUCUCUUUGGCAGAGAGCACCAUGGAAUGUGGCUGUGAAGCUGAAAGGGGCUCUGGUAGGAGAGCAGCUCUGUGGAGUCAGCAGAAGGCAAGACAUUAACCUUUAGUUCCACCAGCACCACCGCUGGGAACAUGGGAAAGCACUUCCUGCUGGAGAAGGUCUUGGCUUCAUCAGUGCCAGGAAAUGUUGGAACCAGAAUAGAAAUGAAAAGGAAGGAAUCAAACAAAUACACAUCAUUAUGCAGUUGUGAAAUGAGAGAAGAUGAAGAUUCGAAUGCAGAGAGAAACUGAACAUCAGAAAUAAUAUGGGAAGAGAUGAAGGGGUCCAGAGGGGAGAGCAAGAGGGAUACAGAACCUCUCACUUGUUAUUCUUGUGGAUCCCGUACCCUCUUAUCAAAUGGUGAUGUCAUGCUGGUAUUUCUGUUUCCUUACAUGGGUUGUUUUGCAGAUGAGACCUCAGCUUCAUCCAGUAAGUUCCACUGGCUGGUGGAGCAGAGCUCCAGUGAGCACCCUUUCUUCUGGAGACACGUGUGGCUGGGCUGUGUGAGCCCAGCAUGGUGUGAAGGGUUGUUACUAUGGGUGCUGAUAGAAACUAAAGGGGAGGAAAUAGCAGAUGGGAGAUGGGUUUGCUCUGAGCAUGAAGAGGAAGAGCGGUGGCAGGCAGUGGUGAGCAGCAGAGAUUGCACCCACAGAGGCUGGGGAGACAGCAGGGCCUGCGCCUGCUGACUGUUGCGCAUGUCCCUUUGGUGGCAGGGUGACACAAGCUGUGUCUGGCCUGGUGGACGCUCAUGUCCUGGUGUCCCUCAUGCCAGAGGUGGCAGGGGAAUACAGGGGCUGGGCGGCAGCUGGGAUCUGGGUACUCAUGGCCAGAGUGGGGGCAAGGCUCUACAGGGCCGUGUACACCCCGCAACCAGAACGCUCUGAUCAAGCCCAUGCUCAUGUCAAACCGCAAGUCCCUGGGGGCUGGCAGGGUGUGUUUGUCCCCACCUGGGCUCAGCGAGCACACCCGAUCACCAGAUGGGUGUGGACAUCCCCCCAUCCCCCCGCAGUGACAGCAGCACUGCUUCCUCCACGCGGUUCAUUCCCUGGUGUAAAACAAAACAGACUCGGGUGGAGUGGGGAGGUGGUGCUGUAGGAGACUGGGAAAGUGGCAGGGACCUGCUGGGCUGGGCCUUAGAGGAGUGGGAGAUGGCCAUCAGCAGCUCCUGGGGGCAUUACUUGUGUCUCAGGGCCAAGACUAUGUGGUCAGGAUGAAACCAGAGGAGGAAUCGGUGAAGAGAGGAGAUAAGAAUUGGGCUGAGGCAAGAGAAGGGGAAGAGAGGGGAAGCCUGUGAGCACAGAGGGAACUGUCUGGCCCAGUGGUGAGGGGGUGAGGUCCCGGCAAGGCUUCAGCUCCCCUUGGCUGAGCAGUGGCCCUGCACUGCAGGGACAGACAGAGACUCCCGGCCGAUCCCACCAGGCACCCAGCAUCGUCACCAUGAGGCUGUUGGGAAGCAUGGAGCUCUGGCUGGCCAACACCUUUCUGCCCCUGCUGCUCCUCACCUGGCUGCCAGUUGGAACAGCCAGUCAGAUGGCAAAGCCAGUCACCAGUGUGCAGUUUGAGAUUUGUUUGGAGAAUCUCACAGUGCAAGUGAAGUGGUACAGACCUGAAUGUCCUGAGGGGGAGAAUCAAACCAACAUCGUGGUUCUGAGAGAAAACUGUAUGAAUUUCACCAGCUCAAGCUUUUGUACAGCCAGCACAGGAAUCUGCAUGUGUAGGGUCUUCAUCACAAGACCAAACUCAACAGACACUAGAAACAGCACACAACAAGCAGCUGUCAGCUAUGGCUGUGCAGGACCUCAGACUGAUGUCACAGGGAAUAUCUGGACAGGAUUCAAUCUCCUCCUGUGCAUCCUCCUUGGCUUAGCAGUCGGGACACUCCUUUACAUGCCGGUGAUUGGCUUCCUGCUGUGGCAGUGCAGAAGGAACAGAACAGGAGAGCUCGUGAGCGGGGAAGUGGCAGAGGGGAAUCAGGCAGCCCCAGUGACAGGGACUGAAGACCUGACCUAUGCCAACCUGAAUUUUGAAAAGAAGGGGACAGGACCUGCCUCCUCUAAUGUCAUUUACACCGAGAUCAAGCCAUCGCAACAGAAGCAGAGUGGUGGGGAUGGCGGCGCUGCCAGCACAGUGGUGGAUGUCUCCCUGAAUGAAGAGGGCAAGUGAGGGAGGUGAGCAGCUUGUUGUCCACCUGUUGGGGUCAUCCUCCUCAAAAACUAGGUGUUAGCUGAUACGGCUGCCCAGUCUUGGUGACCAAAGACACCUAUUACCCCUGAGUGACUGCAGAGCCCUGCUUUAUGUUCCCCUGGAAGAAGCCAUGUCUCACAGUGAGGACAGAGCUCUGGAGCCCAUUUUCCUCUUGCCUUCUCCAGCUCCAAGCACUGCCAUGCCUCAGCAACUCUUUUCACUGUCUCCAGUCACUGACACGCUCCUUGUUACUUGCUCCAUGCUCAGGAAUGACAGUAUACACUGUGUGGUCAACACAGUGUUCAGGAAGAGCUUGGUCCUGGAUGUGCUGGGUGCACGGCCAUGAGAAGUCCUGGAGCGAUUUUCUCUGGAGCAGGCACCUGCUGUGAUGUGGGCUGCCCUUGCUCUCAUUCACUCACUUGAAACCCAAGGGGCAAGAGGGAUGGAAAAGCACUGCUUGCUUCAGAGAGGUGCUGCUGCAGCGACACACACGGAUCUGUUUUGUACUGGGAGUGGCUAGGUGUUUUUGCUGGUUUGGUGGUGAAUACCCUUCUCGUGGGUACAGCACUUUCUUUUGUGCCCUCUUUUAUUGAUAGUGUUGUGUUUGAGUUUUUCAGUAAAAUUGUGAUUCCCACUUGUCUUGCCUGGUGUUUCCUCUGCUGUUGGAAGAGGAUGGGUGAAGAGGAGCA